Drepanopeziza brunnea f. sp. 'multigermtubi' MB_m1 is the source of this 822-nucleotide messenger RNA. RefSeq lists its product as uncharacterized. NCBI's taxonomy places the organism in Eukaryota, Fungi, Ascomycota, Leotiomycetes, Helotiales, Drepanopezizaceae. The record is from RefSeq and is a predicted model, not a curated record.
AUGGCCACCCCCAGGCCCAGCAAGACCAGCCUCAUCCUCGCCCACCUCGGCACGCUCGCCUUCGUAGGCAGCACCAUGCUCCUGAGCUUCCUGGCGCUCGACAUCAUCUACCUCCCCUACCUCUCGCCGCUCGCGCACCUCGUCGCGCUCCUCAUCUCGCCCUUCAUCCCGCUCCUCUUCCCGGCCUUCCUCGGCGUCUUCCUCAAGGUCUGCCGGCGCGCGACGUGGCCCAAGAAGAAGUUCUGGGUGUUCAUGACCGGCUCGUCCGUCUUCCAGCACACGGGCCGCGCCGUCGCGGACGCGCUGGCGCUGUGGCACCACGGCGAGGGCUGCGGCCUGGCCGAGUGCCGGGGCAGGUGGCUCGAGUGGGUGCUGGUCGUGUGGGUGGUGGCGGCGCAGUCGGCGGGCUGGCGGUGGGAUCUCGGGUACGUGGAUGCGUGGAUCGACCAUCUGGUUGAUCAGGAGGCGGAGAAGUGGGCUCGGGCGGAAGCGGACGGUGGUGCUCAGGGCGAGCUCGAGCACGGGCCGGACUUGGAGAAGGGGACUGAGAGACUCGAGAAGGUCGUGUGUAGGGCCGCUCAGGAGGAUAAGCAGCAGCUGGCUGCUCUGGGUGCGGAAGAGGAGGUGUUGGUGCUGGUGCACCGUGCCCCUCGGCCUCUUACUCGGUAUACGUUUGCUCUUGAGCUCUACGGCUUGAUAGCGAUAGGCGGAGUCACUCUUAGACUGUGCAGCUUUUCUGGUUUCUGGCGCGAGACCAACGAAGGGAAACAGUCUCUCUUCCAUCCGUCCGGGCGCUCCCAGUCGAUAAAUCCCGGGUUAUAG